AUGUCUGACAUCAUUGAGCCUUCUCCAUUUGCGAAGAAAAUUUUGUUCAUGGCCAUUGGGUCAAUGGGUGAUGUCCUUCCUUUCAUAAAUCUCGGAGUCGGCUUUAGUCGUCGGGGACAUAAUGUCAUAAUUGCUGCGAAUCUCAGAUUUAAAAAGUUAAUUGAAACUAGAGGAUUCGAGUUUAGGGAAAUCAGUUGGGACAUGCAGGAUGAAUGGGAAAACACUGAUGCAGGAAGACGAAUGGUAAAACAUUCUGGAUCCAUUAUCUUAGGUCCUUCAGCUAUGUUUACCUUUUUGAACCAAGGAAUCCAAAAAGCCUACAAAGAUGCAGAAAGGGUUCUAGUAAAUGUCGAUUUCGUAAUAUUAGGGACUGGAUCAACUUAUAUGUAUCCGGAGUGUCUCGCUCGAAAAAUACCUGCUGCCUUUAUUUGCUUCUAUCCUUAUGCAAGCUCAAAGAAUUAUGCUGGGGCAGUCUAUGGUCAACCAUUUAAUUCAUUGCAAUGGCUUCCUUUUGGCUUAAGUGAAAAAAUAUGGCAAACCAUUGAUAAUAUAGCUACAUAUUGUAGUUCUAUCGGUCUAUUACCAAUUUAUAAUAAAAGGCUGAAAGAACUUGGUCUUGAACGUGCUAACAAGUUUCCAUCAUUACCGGGUGGUGCCUUUGAAAUUAAUAAAGUUCCUGUACUGUACACUUUAAACAAGAAUCUCAUUCAAAUCCCACCAAAUCCAAAUAACCCUCUAGAAGUUCAAAUUGACUAUCCGUACUUAAACAUAAAAGAUGAACUAGAAAACUUUGUUGAAUGGUUAUAUAAAGGAAAUAAACCUAUUUAUUUUGGUUACGGGUCAAUGCAUAGUUUUAGCGAUGUUGAAAGUAGGGUACGUAUAUGGCUAGACAUAAUGGAUAAACUUUCUAUAAAACAUCGUGCAUUGUUUUCUGGUGUUGGCAGUGUAAAAAUACCGGAGUUACGCAAAGCAGUUUUAUCAGGCCGGAUAUUUCUCGUUGGUCAUGUCCCCCAUUCUUGGUUAUUUCCUCGAGUUAAUUGUGUAGUACAUCAUGGUGGUGCAGGAACAACACAUAAUGUUGCCAGGGCUGGUGUUCCCUCGGUUGUUGUUCCUCAUUUUGCGGAUCAGCCAUGGUGGGCGUCCAUUUUACAUUAUCACGGUCUUGCUCCAAAUAAUGGAAUCCCGUCUCAGUCUGUCACUUCCGAUAAACUUUAUGAAGCUCUUUCAAAAGUAUUGACUGAUGAACAAAUUCAUGAUAAUGCUCGAUCAUUGGGAAAAAAGAUUCAAAGUGAACAUGCAAAAUCUGCCCCAAUAUCAAACAUUGUUUCAUAUAUUGAACAAUAUUGGAAUAGAAAUAAGUGGGACAUUAUUUCACUAGAUGAUAUAUCUAUUGCUUCUAUUGAAUCUAAAGGGUAUAUUGAAUCUGAAGAAUCAAAUGACACUGAUGAUACCAUUGAUAUUGAAGAGUAUGUUAGGCCUAGUAAUGAUAUUGUUAAGCAGAAAUUUAUUGAAUCAGAGUUUGUUAAACCUGAUAUUAUUGCUGUAGCAUGA
Molecule: messenger RNA, 1551 nt
Organism: Dentiscutata erythropus
Lineage: Eukaryota; Fungi; Glomeromycota; Glomeromycetes; Diversisporales; Gigasporaceae
Source: the annotation of a GenBank genome assembly